Molecule: messenger RNA, 2666 nt
Organism: Petromyzon marinus (sea lamprey)
Lineage: Eukaryota; Metazoa; Chordata; Hyperoartia; Petromyzontiformes; Petromyzontidae
Product: vasopressin V2 receptor
Biological process (GO): positive regulation of vasoconstriction; cellular response to hormone stimulus; G protein-coupled receptor signaling pathway
Cellular component (GO): plasma membrane
Molecular function (GO): peptide binding; vasopressin receptor activity
Source: RefSeq, a predicted model, not a curated record
UUUUUGUUAUUUUAUUUUUUACCUACGUGACUUUACCCAAUAGAAGCAAAGAGUACAGUGCAAUCUCUUCGAUUGUGGGUCAAGUGCUCUACAACAGCACCAAGUGGCCACGAUAAUCACAGUGUAUAUGCGUACACUUUACUUAAAUAUCAAUUUCCCCAUUUACUGUGGAUACAAGGGUUCCCUGAUUGAAUAUUAACGUCUGAUAUGGUCACGCAAAAGCUAUCAAAUUUGAGAGGUUUAACCAGGCCUCAUUUCAACCUGGUCGUGUGACGAAUGAGAUGUGGAAAAGAAUAACUGAAAUGUUUGCGUGUGGGAGACGGAUACAUGAAGGAGGUGCAUUGUCUGCAUCUUUGUUUUGUGAUUUUCCGCAAUGACGCUAAUAAGAAUUGUGUGCCAUCUACCAUGACAGCAGGCUCACCCCCAUCAUCAACCUAACAUCUCAAAAUAAUAAUUUGCAUAGUUGUGGAAACUAUAAAUAACAAGAGAUUUGCAGACAAUGUAAAUACAGUAUAUCUCUCACGUAAACAUUUCAAAAUAUAUUUUUUUACACAACCCAGUGAUCCCACAGCCGUUAUGGGACGUUAAGCGUUGGUUUCAGUACAAGCAAACAUUGGAAAGGGUAUCAUCCUCAAUUUAGAUUCACCGUGCACCGAGCUCGCCUCUCUCGACGAAGCGCAAUUCUCCCCGUGAAAGGAACAAGAGAGGCGCUCCUAUCCCUCCUCACCCACCCCUCUCGUCCUCUGCCUCCCGGUUCGCUCCUGCCUCACCCCUCCACCCACUUCACCACGGAUAAAAGCGCGCGCUCGCAGGACACGGAGACACAAUUAGAGACAGAACGUAGGUAUUCACUAUUCCACCACUACCACCUUCCUCCACCACUGUUGUCAGCAGCAUCAGGGCCAGCAGCAGUCCCCCAUGCAGUGACUUCUCUCAAACGACCGUCUUCUGCAUAAUGCCAAGAGGCGACACACGGACAGAGUUUGAAGCGCUCGUGGAAAAUACAUUUCUGCUUCAGCGCGCGAGCCGGCCGUGCUGUGUGGGCCCUCUGUGUCUUCGAGCAGGUACUGUGUCUUCCCUCAGGCUGCUCUGGCUGCACAUCAGAUUCAACCUCAUGAGAAGUUGUGGGGGUACUUAAAGAUAGCCUAUCGUACGAAUCAUAAUGCCUACAUAAUAUAAUUGAUAAUACAUCACUUUUAAAACUUCAAGUUCCUAAAAGUAUAUUUUGGCACAAUUGCAGUCUGUUAUGUUAAUCAAUCAAGUCUCUUGUAACCCAGUCGGAUCCCAGUGAAAUCGUCGCGUUUUCAAUAAAAGACGUGGCAGAGUAGAGCCAAACAUCCCGAGUCACGCCACGCAAGGGGGCCGGUUGGGAGAGCGGCACGGGAACGAUGAGUGACGAUCCAUUCGUUGGGAACUCCUCGGACGAGAGCGCCAGCACGCUGGCGAGCGGUGCCUGGCCCUCCGCCGCUCCCAACGGCACCGCAGCGCCGCACCCGCCGCUGGCGAGGCGCCCCGAGCGUGACGAGGCGCUGGCUCGAGCCGAGGUCACCGUGCUCGGCCUGAUCUUUGUGCUGGCGACGAGCGGCAACGCCACGCUGCUCGUGUCGUUGUGGAGGAGGCGCAAGCACGCGUCGCGCAUGCACGCCUUCCUCGUGCACCUCAGCGUCGCCGACCUCGUCGUCGCCUUCUUCCAGGUGCUGCCGCAGCUCGCGUGGGACGUCACCGACGCCUUCCAGGCAUCCAACGGCGUGUGUAAGGUGGUGAAGUACCUGCAGGUGGUCGGGAUGUUUGCGUCCGCGUACAUGAUCGUGGCGAUGACCGUGGACCGCUUCCAGGCGGUCUGCUACCCGAUGGUCACCUUCAAGAAGAAGCGCUCGCGCUGGAACGGCCUCGUGUGCGCCGCGUGGGCCACCUCGCUGGCCCUCAGCACGCCGCAGAUAUUCAUCUUCUCGCUGAGCGAGUACGAAAAGGGCAUCUUCGAUUGCACCGCGACGUUCGCGGCACACUGGGGCGCCAAGGCGUACGUGACGUGGGUGACGCUGGCCGUGUUCGUGCUGCCCACGCUCGCAGUGGUCAUUUGCCAGGCUCAGAUCUGCCGCAUCAUCCGCCUCAACCUCUACGUGAAGACGCACCAGGGCCCCGACGAGGAGGAGACGAUCGGCGGGGACGAGCGCCGUGCCGGGGGGCAGCUCAUGCCGUCGCGGGCCAGCAGCGUCACGGGGAUCUCCAGGGCCAUGAUCAACACGGUGCGCAUGACGCUGGUGAUCGUGCUGGUGUACGUGGCGUGCUGGGCACCGUGGUUCACCGUGCAGCUCUGGUCGGCCUGGGACAGCAAGGCUCCCAAGGAAGGCCCCACGUUCGUCAUCAUCAUGCUGCUGGGAAACCUCAACAGCUGCACCAACCCCUGGAUCUACCUGUGGUUCGCGGGGGGGCUGCCCCCGGGCGGCUGCCGGGGGCUCGUGCCGCACGCACGCCCACCGGCGCCCGACUUCAACGUGGACGAGUCGGUGAUGAGCACAGCCACAUUCCGCGAAGAUCGCGACGACUCGCUGCGUGGCGGAGACACCCCGACUCCCCCGUUCGCAUGCCUGCCGCCCUCGCAGGCGCAGGCUGCCAGCUCGCUGCACGCCGUGUCCUGCCUGCCCUGAGCCACCGUCCCCGCACCC